CCUGUGCCGCUGUUUAGUGCCUAAUACACCUUUUUGCACUGAAAAAAAUAAUACUCUGAAGCAGAUCGGCUGGCUUCAAAGCAGCUGUUAACAAAUCAACCCGAUCAAGAUAUUCUGCAAGUAUUAAAGUUUCUAAAGUAAAGAAAAAAACAACAAACAUUCUGAAGACUUAGCACAGUAAGCAGACUGGAACUUCCUCAAUGGAGGGAUCGUAUAAACUGGAGGAUGUGGAGUUAGCUUGGGAGAGGAUGAAGGAAGCCAAAGCCAUGCUUCACUUGGUUGAGGACAGCUUUGGUAUCCAGGACCGAAUAAUAGAUCCACCGUGGACAGAAGGAACGGGGGUGAAGCAGGACAGAGAGCCAGCAAUGGAGGGAGAGUCAAACCCAGAGACAGACCUUUCGAAGACUAUGAGAAGCCUCAGAACACAGAACACUGACUGGAGCUCCCUCAGGCCACACAGCAGCUUGAUCCAGAUCUCACCUGAGAGCACCAGAACACUUCCCUGCAGCGGGGUCCUGUCUGAAAAGACAAACCUGCCCCAGAACACUCCUGAGCGGAGCAGAACCCGAGAACUCAACGAUGACAUCAUCUGCAUUCUCCACAAGCACCAGCCAAUGAGCUGCAGUGAUGGAAGCACAGAGGGAAGAGGAACCCAGAGCCCAGCAGGCAGCGCUGCCUCCCCCCUGUUUAAUGCUCAGCGCAGGCAGCUCCUGAAAGCCGGCUCCCCUACUGGCAGGACCCUGCAGAGCCUGAAAGAGCGGAUCCACCAGCAGAGACAGCAGCACCAGGCUGUGCAGGGCAGCACUACUGAGGUCUACCAGCGGGGGGCGAUCACCAGGAAGGUCAGGAAGGUCACCUUCACACCUCCCCCUCCCGUCUAUAGAGGGUUCACCAUUGUGGCUGAGAGAACAGAGAGCCCAGGUGAAGGCAGAGCCAGCCUCCAACUCGGCAGCAAAGGGACAACUCGCAGGAGGGACCAGACACAGGGAACAGGUCACUCGAAAAGCCCAAGACUGAAGAAAACAACCUCACCCAGCAGCUCUCCCUCCAGAGACAUGAGCAGACAGACAAGAGGCCGGUCUCCGGGGGUGUCUGCCUGGCGAGAUGGACAGCGCCUGGUGAGGAUGCUGCUGGGGCCCGCCCCCCGACCCAAGAAGGGAGAGAGCGCUACCCAGGGGUCAGGAGAGUCACUGUUUUCAGAGGAGAAAAAUGACAUCAAACCUCCCGCAAAGAAGAGACUCUUUCCAUCCAAUGGGAAUCCUGGCCUUUCCAAAAGAAGCCUGUCCUUGUCAAAGAGAAGCCCCUCCCCCUCCCAACGGACCACCGCCUUGUCAAAGAGAAGCCCCUCCCCCUCCCAACGGACCACCGCCUUGUCAAAGAGAAGCCCCUCCCCCUCCCAACGGACCACCGCCUUGUCAAAGAGAAGCCCCUCCCCCUCCCAACGGACCACCGCCUUGUCAAAGAGAAGCCCCUCCCCCUCCCAACGGACCACCGCCUUGUCAAAGAGGAGCCCCUCCCACUCCCAACGGACCACCGCCUUGUCAAAGAGAAGCCCCUCCCCCUCCCAACGGACCACCGCCUUGUCAAAGAGAAGCCCCUCCCCCUCCCAACGGACCACCGCCUUGUCAAAGAGAAGCCCCUCCCCCUCUCAAAGGACCACCGCCUUGUCAAAGAGAAGCCCCUCCCCCUCCCAACGGACCACCACCUUGUCAAAGAGAAGCCCCUCCCCCUCUCAAAGGACCACCGCCUUGUCAAAGAGAAGCCCCUCCCCCUCCCAACGGACCACCGCCUUGUCAAAGAGAAGCCCCUCCCCCUCUCAAAGGACCACCGCCUUGUCAAAGAGAAGCCCCUCCCCCUCCCAACGGACCACCACCUUGUCAAAGAGAAGCCCCUCCCCCUCCCAACGGACCACCGCCUUGUCAAAGAGAAGCCCCUCCCCCUCCCAACGGACCACCGCCUUGUCAAAGAGAAGCCCCUCCCCCUCUCAAAGGACCACCGCCUUGUCAAAGAGAAGCCCCUCCCCCUCCCAACGGACCACCGCCUUGUCAAAGAGAAGCCCCUCCCCCUCCCAACGGACCACCACCUUGUCAAAGAGAAGCCCCUCCCCCUCCCAAAUAAGCACAGUCUUGUCAAAGAAAAGUACCUCACCUUCGCAUAGGCCCUCCCAGAAAAGCCCAAUGCGCUCAGCAGGAAGACCUGUCCCUUCACAAAGCCCCACCCACAAUAAGAGACAUCAGGCUCCACAAAGGGAAAACUCCUCCCCACCUACAGGAAGAACAGCUAGAUGGGAUGGGAAGGAAAACACAGGGCCACAGGAACCACAGCGCCCCCCUAAGGCCCGGAGCUACAGUGCAGAGGAGGUGCGUGCCUUCAUGGGGCGGCGUGCGAAAGAGAGGACGAGGCGAGCUCUAGAUGAGAGACGCGAGGCCCGCAGGGAAGAGGAGAGGAGGAGGGGGCUGCUAGAGGAGGUGCUCAGGAAACAGAGGGACGUCCUGCACAGAGCCCAGGGGAGCCGAAGUCCAGGAGCACACAGCAGAAAGAGGAAGGGGCAGAGAGACACCAACACCAAGAAGGAGCGGCCUGCUGCAGGGAGGCAGAGUGAUGGAGACACCCAGGACUGGCUGCAGCGGAGUGGGGACGGGGUGGGGAGAGCGCAGGAGCAGGGCAGAGGAGCUCCAGUGGAGCUGGUGAGUGUGGAAGGCACACAGAGGGAGGUUUGCAGCUCCAGUCCACUGAGACUAGCUGACCUAGCCCCCGCAGGGAGGCUAGCAGGGGGGGCUGGCAUUGCGCCGCUGAGCCGGGCAGAGAGAGUCAAGGCUAUCAGACAGGCGGCAGCAGCACUGGGUGCCCGGGUUGAGACCGAGACUGUCAGGCUGGGGGCCAGCGCCAGGCUGUCUGUUGGUGCAGGAGCCAGGCAGCAGGCUGUGCCAGGAUGCUCCAAGACUGGCCAGUCAGGCACCUCUGCCCUGCCCAGAGACCAGGACUCCACCUCCGCUAGUGAGGAGCUGCCCUGGUGCGAGGAUCCUGAACAGCCUGGAGCCAGAAGGACACAGCCUGACUCCACAGGGACGACCCGGGGAUUGUGUGAGGAGAGGAAGCAGAAGGCAGGAAGAGCAGGGACAGCAAAGACUGGAGCACAGAAUGGAAGCCUUCCACCAGGGAGGUUGGUAAGAGGAGGUGCAGAGAAACGAGUUGAGAAAGAGAGACAGCAGGAGACAUCACGGUCCGGACAGCAGUCCACCUCUCCUGGGAUGGGGCAGUCCAGGACACAGCCUUCCUUCAAGGGGAGAGCACAGACAGACCCUGAGGCGCUGAGUGAUGACUCAGGGGGGCCGGGGGCUGGCGAAGCCAGUGCGGAGGCAGCGGUCAGCAGCAGCAGUGAGGCUGACACAGAGUCCACCAGCAAGUGGAGCGAGGUGAGUCAGUUCUUUGGCAGGGGUGAGAUGCUGAACCGCUUGUCCCUGGAGCUAUCCCAGCAGACCCUGCGUGACGAGGAGCUGCGUGCCCGGCACCACAGUGCCCUCUUCAGGCUGCGAGAGGAGGCUCUGAGCGAGAAGACCCAGGCAGAGUUAGCCUGGCUCGAGCACCAGAAAAUGUGUCUGAGGGAAGGAGAGAAGGACACUCUGGCUGAGAUUGCAAGGAGACAGGAGGAUGUCCUUUACACCCUGCAGCAGGAGAAGACUGAAAUCCGGCACCUUCAGAAUGUGUACAGAGCUGCUCGGCAACAGAGGAAACUACUUCUGAGACAUCAGAGAGAGAUCCUGGGCAUCCAGAGAUCUGCUGCACUAAUAAAGAGUAAACUACUGGGAGACUCUGCACUGAGCCAAGAGAAUCCGGAGAGUGCAGAGCAGCAGCUACAAGGAGGGCUGGAGAAUAACACUGCACUGCACCAGUUACAAGGGGAUCUGAGCAAACACAGUGCAGUGCAUCUCAGCCAGGGAAAUCUAAAGAAACACUGUGCAUUACGCCAGUUCCAAGAUGAUGUAAAGAAAGAUGGGGCUGUACGGCAAUCACAUAGGGACCUAAGCAAAUACUCUGCAUUGCAGCUGUCACCGAGAGAGUUGCAUGAAAACACAGCACUGCUCCAUUUACAAGGAGAUCUGAAUAAAUGCUGUGAGGUUCAGCAGGAAGACACCAAACUGCAUCAAUUACAGGGGGGUCCUGAGGAAUACACCACUCUGAACCAAUUAAAGGGGGACAAUGAGGAGGGAACAACUUUGCAUCAUUUAAAGGGGGGUCCUCAGGAAGGCACUACUCUGCACCACUUAGAGGAUGGUCCACAGGAAGACACCACUCUCUAUGACUUACAGGGGGAAGAACCAGCAGGAACAACUCAGCAAAAGCUACAAGAAGGUCCUCAGAAAGACACCACUUUGCACAAGUUACCAGGGAGUCCUCUUGAAGACACUGCUUUGCACAACAUUCAGGGGGGUAGCCAGGAAGACACCACUCUGCAUCAGGUACACGGUGAUGGCCAAAAACACUCCACUGGUGACCAUGGGAACACUACUUGGGAGCAGAUUCCAGAUCAAAGCAGCUCUUCUGAGAGGCCUAGGAGCUCACCUGGUCCAGAGCCCGGGGAGAGACAGCGCAGGGUGGCGGAGCCUAGCCAGAACACGAGCAGUGAGCUGGGAGACAGGUUUGUGAUGAAAACAGAAAGAGACGCCUCUCCAACAGAGGGGAGUUGGAGCUGGGAAAAGAGAAAGAGUGAUCUGGAGAUCCUGGGUUUGGAAACAGAUGUUCUUCGCUCAGAUCCAGAGGACAAUGAGCAGGAUAUCCAGAACCUGGAAACGAAACGGAGCAAGCUGGAUAGUCUCCACUCCGAUCAGGAGAACAGUGAUACGGAUAACCAGGAAUGGGAUGAUAAGGAGUGGGGCUCUGGGGAGCAUGAGGCUGGGAAGAUUGAGGAGGGAUCAACUCAUGUGGUAGAGGACAGGACACAGACAGAUGGACAGGUGAUUGACAGAAAGGCAUGCAAUUUAGAAUCUGAGAAAGAAGAGCAUUCACAAAAAAACAUAGAUAGCUAUGAGUCUUCAGAAGAAGAAUCAUCUUGUUCCAGGUUCAACUUGAAGCUCCACUUGUCUUCUAAUUCAAAUGAUCUUUCCUUGAAGUCACAGAAAAGUUUGGGGUCAUAUCCCUCACUCCAAGAAUUCCAGAGAGCAUCUGCCGUUCGUAUAAACAUAUCUGAGACAUCUGUCUCCUCUUUGGAAAUUGAGGAAGAAAUCCCUUUUGACACAGAGAGCAGUAAAGGGGAAGUGCUAGAGACAGGCAGCCCUCAGGGCCCUGAUUCACCUGAUCUUAAGUCAAAGAGAGUGUCCAAUGACGCUUCUCCUAUGAAGGAAGAAUGUCCUGAAGAGGUUAACCAACAACAGAUAACCAAAAUACCUAAAGAUUCAAUGAGGCACAGUUCUCAAAAUGACUAUCUAACUCAAAGUGAUCUUUUAGUUGACCACAGCCCAUUCAAAAGCAAGCAGUACAUGCUUCCACGAGUUCCAGGAACAGUAGGAGACCAGUUCCAUCAGAGCUACACUGUGGUGGAAGAGAUUAAGAAAGAUCACCAGGACAUUGGUGAGCCCAUUUUACCUAGAGUUGAGUUCCCAAAAGGUACAUCGUCUGCAGAAAAAACUACAGAAGGCAAGCCAAACAAGGGAGGCCUAUUCCUGGAUCUUGAACCCAGAAGCCCUGAUAGCUCACUAAAAAUAUCUGGUUCCAACAGUGAUGACUUCUCAGAGAGUGAAGCACCAGAGCCCCAGGAAGACUUCUCCCUGAGCAGCCAAGAACUGUUUUCUUCAAGGGAGGAGCAGCUUAUACUAGAGGGGAUAGAAUGUCAGGGAAAAGGCACCUCAGAUCUUGAAAAUAACUUAAAACCAUUGGUUCAAAAUAAAGCCUCUAGAGAAACUGAAUCACAGGUUACAAAGAACAGUACUGGCCAACCAUGCCCAGAAACAUCCAUUUCCCUGCCACCAAAGAUUAAAAGACAUGUAAAACUAAGUUCCUCAGGUAAAGUCUUGGAGAAAGCACAGGCUUCCAAGGAUAGGCCAUUAUUUUGUUCUGCAAUGAGAGACGGUGCUUCCAUUAAUUCAAGAAGGCCACUGUCUGACGAGAACUUAUCAGAGAUAUUGUCACCGUUGGAUGAGGUACUGUCCUAUGGGAGUGCUGAACUACCUCCACCUAUUGCAAGAGAGACAGGCUCUGAAGCUUGUGAUGAUUUGCCCCUCCCUCCUCCUCCCCCUGCAGGUGAGGUGAUUACAUGGACAAGUGAUGAUGCCUCAUUUCAAAGCGAAGACUUCCCCCCAGUACCAGAAGAACUGGGAGAGUUUGGGAAGGAGAGACCUCAAUACCCAGUGGAUGAUGAUCCCUCGAUCAAGAGCGAGGACUUACCAUCCCUAUCAGAGGACCUGGCCCCUCCUGUUGAGGAGUGUUACACAGAGGAGCUGAACAGAUCUCUGCAAGAGAAGCAGUUCUUGGAUCCUAUGGAUAAAUGUAUGGUAGCUGUAAAUCAUAAGCGUGAAAAGCAAACUCUUGAGGUUGUAGCCAAUGGGUCUCAAUUUCAGCCUUCACAGGAAGAUGUGGAACACCAAGAACAGAGCUCCCAGCAUUUCAAGAAGGGAACCCCAUUUGUAACUCUUACCAAUGCUGAUGAAAGCGACUCAGACUCACUGUCAGACCCAUUGUCAUCCUUCCACAUUGGAGACCGAGUGUUGGUGUGCCACACCAAGCCUGGGGUUCUGAAGUUCAAAGGGCUCACUAGUUUUGCAACCGGACAUUGGGCUGGGGUUGCCCUAGACAGUCCAUCCGGACAUCACAAUGGCACCUACCGAGGCAUCCGGUAUUUUGAAUGUCCUAAAAACUGUGGUGUCCUGGUCAGAGCAGAGGACAUAUCUCACCUUCUGGGGGGCCAUGAGACUGACUCAGAUUUCAAAGCCAAUGAAGAUCCCUUCUCAGAUGGAGACUCACCUGAGAAAUUUAGAUCCCUAAGAGAUAAUAUAGGGGACAGUGGAUUAGCUGAGGGCAGGGGGGAAGGAGGAGAAAAGAGGAGUGGAGAAAGGGGAGGGAAGGAGCCUAGUGGGGAAAAAGGAGGAAAGCGGUCUUUAGCCCCUAAGGUGUGUGAAGCUGGCUCAUACAGCCCGACUCUUGAGGAGAUUAAUAACAAUAUACAGAACACAGCUGUGUUUAUUGAGGAAGAAUGGAACUUGGCACAGUCCAUUCCCUCUUCCACUGCAUCAGAGUUCAGUACAGGAGAGACAGACCUCCAGCAGAUCAUCAAUGAAGCAAGGGCUGAGUCCAAGCAGAAUGAAGCGGACAACUCCUUUGAGCUGGAUAGUAGUGUUACAACAAAUACAAAUAAGAAACUAGGUAGUGAACAACCUGCAGAUAGAAUGAUUCAAGAACUACCUGAAACCAACCGAAGAAAAUCCCUGAGCAUCUCAGGAGCUCCACUCAUUGGGGAACGCCAUACACACAAAGAGGAGAUGGGGGAUUCAAGCACCCUUGGCAGCCCUGUGCUGAAUUGUCUGGUGCACAGUGUGGCAGGGGAGUUAUUGAGCGAGGUGGUGAGGGAGUUCCAAGGGAUUCGGAAGAGAAAGCAGCAGCAGCAGGAGGCUGCGAGGACCAGAGGGAGCCUGACCAACACCCCCAAGAGCCCUGAACCUUGUCAGCAGGAGCCCUGCUCCCCCAGCACACUAUGCUAUUUGGAUCAAUGGCAGUGCACUACCUUGACAGCACCCCCCCUGGAAGACAAACGCCUCCAUGACCCUGCACAUGUACGAACACUGGUGGGGAGCGCAGUUGAGAGGCUGUGGAGCCAGGUACCAGGUCAGAAGGUUGGGGAGUGUGAUGUUGAGGGAAAGAGAGAAGGGGAUGACUGUAUGGCCGAUGAAGAAAGCAGGAAAGCCUAUAAACAGGUCAUAUUUGAUCUAACCUCAGAUAUAUUCCAUGAUGCUUUUCGAGAGAAUCUGAACACCAGUACCUCCCCAUGGAGGGGGAAAGGGGUCUCCACCCUCUCAGCUCUACUGUGCAGCAGGCCCACCCUCAAGGAAGUCAAGUCUGUCAUGCAGGCGGAGGUUCUGAGACUGCUCAAUCUGGACCGCAGCGACCUGGAGAUGAGGAGGAUUCUACAGAAGAUGUCCAAGUUUGGGAAAGUUCAAAGAGACAGAGUGGACUACAUUCUGAUCCAGGAGCUGCAUGAGGAGGAGCCGCAGUGGGUGGACUACAGCGCUGACAAGCUCAGUGUGAAAAUGAGACUGACAAAGGAGAUCUUCGAUGCUCUACUGCAGGACACCAUCCAGGUCCUCAAACACAUUGAUGGAGCGCCCCCUACUGCCAACCUGUGCGUACUGCAACCUGCCUUCAGCACAGGCUGAGCUAGGCCUCUACAGCACUCAGGCUACUGAACCAGGGUAAUAACUCUGAUAUGACAGGAACCCCUGUAGACUCACUACAGUGUAAAGUCUCCACCACUUUCUUCUCUGCGAGCAAUCCAAAAUGCUAAUUUAAGGGAACUUGCAUGCAAUAAAGUCAUACUUGCUCUAUAAGUGGUACGGACUUUGCAUUGAAGUGAAAUCUUUAUUUUUUAUUUUCAUCUGAAGGGAAGUAAUUAAGCCAUCAUAAUCAAGUUUACUGCAUGUUAUCUUACACCAGGGUUGUUUGUGUAGUAGAUUUCUUUUUAGAACUGAUGCAGUACUGUAUUUCUUUAUCAUUUCAAAUGGUAUAUUUAUACAUACACAAGAACACAUACACAUGCAUUGUCUCUAGUUUACCUUUAUCUCUGCUAUAAUCCACUUCGCUUUCAGGCUCUGCUCUGACAGUGAGGCUGCUAUCCACUUAGUCUCAUUUCAAGUUAUGCAAUGCAGUACAAAAACGUGCUGUGGUAAUUAGUUUCUUCCUCAGUUUGGGCACAGCUAUCUUCACAUUCUCUCUUAAUCACCACUUUUCUCCUGCAUAUGUUUAAGGUAUUCAGGUAACAUUUUGUGGCAACUAACGCUUUCAACAAUUUUCACCAAGUUGCUGAAAACAAAACUGUUUAGAUUGUGUUGCUUGAACUUUGCACAUGGUAAAAACUUUGCAACUUUAAGAAGUUGCUUCAGUACAGUAGGUCUUGAGUAUAAGUGUUUGGUGGCUACCUCUAAUCAAGUUGAGAGUGUAUAUCUCGUACACUAUUUGCUGUGUGAGGCCCAUGAGGGAAGCGUUGCAGACUCUGGGUCUGUCAUACAAACAGUGCGAGAGGAAAUACACUCUCAGCUUGAUCAGAGGUAGCCAUUGAACCUUAGAGACACAUUAGAAGUUAAAUACAUCUAAAUAAAAACAAAAAAGACCAUAUUAACAUAUUGAAUGUGUUUAUGUAGAUUCUGUUGAGGUUUACACGUUAGAAUUCUUUGUCAUUGACAUUCUCAGUGUGAGAUAUAUGCUCUCAGUGAAAAAUUAUAAGUGUAGUCACUGCUAAUAGGUUCUAGUGGGGAGGUGCCUUAAAAUGAAAGUUUAAAAACUCGUUUCAGCACAGAAAACUGUGUAAACACAAACCUCUUAUACCUGUGAUGCCUAAAUAAUUGCACUGCAUAGACACUAACAAUAGUAGUUAUAUUACUAUUACUUAAUAGCUAUAUUUCAGUAGCUUAUACAGCAUACAGCUCGAAAUUGAAUAAUCAAAUGUAUUUAUUGUUUUUUUAAUUGCAAUCAUUUUAUUAUCCAGUGAUAAUGUUAUCAUGAACACAGAGUGUAAAAAAGAUUGAUAAUUUAAUCAUUUGUGAUAAUGAGGACACAGUGUGUACAAGGUUGACAUGUUUUCAAAUAAUGAUCACUAUUCACAAAGAGUUAUUAAAAAAAUUACAUAUAUUUUAUUUAUAUUCAUGAAACUCUUGCUGUGUUCUUUAAAAGGGGCUCUAAAACACAGACGUGAGUGACCCCAAGCAUGUGCACUUAGAUGUCUCUGGCCCGGCACACUCAUGUCAGGCUGUCUUUCAACUGAUUCACUUCAAGAGCGACAAGGAGGGUGUUAGACGUGAGUGGCCCCAAGCAUGUCUACUUAGAUGUCUCACAGACCGUGAUUAGUACUAAUCUUGUAUUACUUUACCUAAAAUAACAUUAGGAAGUCCAAAAUGAGUGUUAAUCUAGGUCUGUGAAACCACCUGUAUAAAUUCAGAUGGUACAUCAGAGUGUAACAGCUAACACAGAUUGAAUAUAGGGCAGAUGCAACUGAGCUCAGGGCAGUGGGAAUUCUCCUGACAAAUCCAGUAUUGACAUUACUUGUGAGUACAGUAAUGUACAUCCCCAUCUUCCAUCUCAAUGGCAUCUUGUUCCAGUAUCAAACUGGGGGUGGAGUCAUCACAUUGUUUGUAUAAUUGGUAUUUAUAUUGGACCAGCGGGCAGUCUUAGCUGGGCUGACAGAGUUCCAAUUGAAAUCUGUUUGAUCUUUACCUGCUGCUAAUGGAAACGAACAAGUCUGAUUCCCAGUGAUGGAUAUGUGUCUUAAACAGUAUGUAAAAGAACAAGCUCAAGAAUCCUAACAGCAGAUUUACACUCCAUUUCUCCAGCUGCCCUCCUCACUGUGGAGUAGCAAAUGGAUAAUCAGUAAUGACAUUCAGGUCUAAAGACCCUGCCUCCAGCGUGUGCACUGUGCUGUAAAGAAAAUAUUGAUUUUUAUUUAUGAAAUGUAUAUUUUUAUACGAUAUUCUUUGAGUUUAUACUGAUUUGUUAUAUUUGCAACCGACCCAAAUAAAGUUUGCUGUGUUUU
Molecule: messenger RNA, 10729 nt
Organism: Acipenser ruthenus (sterlet)
Lineage: Eukaryota; Metazoa; Chordata; Actinopteri; Acipenseriformes; Acipenseridae
Product: centrosome-associated protein 350-like
Exons: 25
Coding region: 201-8363 (2720 amino acids)
Biological process (GO): microtubule anchoring
Cellular component (GO): centrosome
Molecular function (GO): microtubule binding
Source: RefSeq, a predicted model, not a curated record